AUGCAAGCCGUAGAGAGAUUGUGGAGGGAGCGAGAAGAAAUGGGACAUACUCCGCUGAUCAAGUUUCAGCCAAAAGGGUUUCCCAAUGCUGAUAUCUUUCUCAAAAAUGAAACAGCCACUAAGACACGAACAUUAAAACAUCGAUUUGCGUGGGCGCUGGUUCUUUGGGCAAUUAUCGACGGAAAAAUAGCCAAAGAACUUGAACCGGAGAAGAUUGAACAAAUCACAAGCGGUACCAUAUCUUCGGUUGGACGAUACACGAAAAGGUAUAAUAUCCCAACAAGGAUAGUUCUAGCCGAUUCCGAGUUCUCCCUAUUCCAUGACUAUGUGAUCUACAAUAGAUUCACAAAUGAAUCAGCGGCAGCGAUGUACGUACUUAGGGAAAGAGGAAUCGGAGGUGGCGCAUCUACGGGCUUGAACUUCCUCGUUUCACUUCACAAAGCUUAUCAACUAAAAGAUGCUAAAAACAACGGUCGCUUGACAAUUGUUACAAUUAUUUGCGAUCCUGGAGAGUACUAUGAAACUACGUAUUUCAAUCCACAAUGGAUCGACAAGUUGUUUGCCGAUGCUGGUGGUAUGAAAGGACUGAAAUGCUGGCAAGAUGUGAGUGUGUUUUGCAUAAAAUGCUGA
Molecule: messenger RNA, 630 nt
Organism: Strongylus vulgaris
Lineage: Eukaryota; Metazoa; Nematoda; Chromadorea; Rhabditida; Strongylidae
Source: the annotation of a GenBank genome assembly